GAGAGCGCGAGCGAGCGAGCGAGCGCCGGGGAGGGGGCCGGGAGCUAGGGUGCAGCUCGGGAUCAGCCGGAGCGGUAGCGGCGGCAGCAGCAAGGUUCGGCGCCUUCUUCUCUGCAAACCAUGUUUGCCAAAGGGAAAGGCUCGGCGGUGCCCUCGGACGGGCAGGCUCGGGAAAAGUUAGCUUUAUACGUCUAUGAAUAUUUACUGCACGUAGGAGCACAGAAAUCUGCACAGACCUUCUUGUCGGAGAUUCGAUGGGAAAAAAACAUCACGUUGGGAGAACCGCCAGGGUUUUUGCACUCAUGGUGGUGCGUAUUUUGGGACCUUUACUGUGCAGCUCCUGAAAGGCGAGAUACUUGUGAACAUUCAAGUGAAGCAAAAGCCUUUCAUGAUUACAGUGCAGCAGCCGCCCCGAGCCCCGUGCUUGGCAACAUUCCCCCCAACGAUGGGAUGCCAGGAGGCCCCAUCCCACCGGGUUUCUUUCAGGGUCCUCCGGGGUCACAGCCCUCGCCGCACGCACAGCCUCCACCUCACAAUCCUAGCAGCAUGAUGGGACCCCACAGUCAGCCUUUUAUGUCACCGCGAUACGCAGGCGGCCCCAGGCCCCCGAUCAGAAUGGGAAACCAGCCUCCAGGAGGAGUUCCUGGGACACAGCCAUUGCUGCCCAAUUCCAUGGAUCCCACACGACAACAAGGGCACCCCAACAUGGGAGGAUCAAUGCAGAGAAUGAACCCUCCCCGAGGAAUGGGGCCCAUGGGUCCUGGCCCACAGACUGACCCUUGGUUAUCGUUGCAGAAUUACGGCAGCGGCAUGAGACCACCACCCAACUCCCUCGGCCCCGCCAUGCCUGGGAUUAACAUGGGCCCGGGAGCUGGCAGACCGUGGCCUAAUCCUAACAGUGCUAACUCAAUUCCAUACUCAUCCUCCUCACCUGGUACCUAUGUGGGGCCCCCUGGUGGUGGCGGCCCCCCAGGAACACCCAUCAUGCCUAGUCCUGCAGAUUCGACAAAUUCCAGUGACAACAUCUACACAAUGAUUAAUCCAGUGCCGCCUGGAGGCAGCCGGUCCAACAGAGUUCCCAUGAUGAAAAUGAGAAGGAAUUGCAACACCAACACCAGCGUGACCCACACAUUGCUGAAAAAGAAGGCCCAACGACUGCGUUACUUUAAUGACAGAUGGAAGGACACAUACAGCUGGGCUGGGGGGUAAAUGGCCACACACAGCAUACUCCACGGCGUGCGGGAAAGGACAUGGGGCGGGGUCUGAUGGGGAAGGAGCUGCGGACGCACAUGUGAGACUGAAUCCCACAAGCCCAGGCUCAGGUAGGCAAGUUCUUCAAAUCAAUCAAAAGUAGCUGUGUCAUCCAAAGAGACACCAAUGACCAGUCAGAGCCAGCAGCUGCCAAAUGAGCGGGGGCACAUGAAUGACAUGUUUGAUUGCUCUACGAACGGAGAAAGUGGUAUUUUCUGUUUGAGAGGUGGCAACUAAAAUGCCCUGGGAAUGAGCAAAAGGGGAAAUUUUGAUAACAGAUGUGUUGGUCUGUUAUGGAUUAAAUUGUGUCCCCCCUAAAAGAUACGGUUGAUAUCCUAACCCCUGUCCCUGUGAGCAUGACCUCGUUUGGAAUAGAGUCUUAGAAGAUUUUAUCAGUUAACGUGAGUUCAUACGGGAGUAGGGUAGGUUCUAAUCCUGUGUGACAGCUGUCCUUAUACUAGAGGAGAAGAGACAGGGAGACAGAAGAAGGACACUGCUUGAUGCUGCACCUGGAAGCCAAGGAUUGCCAGGAGCCACCAGAAGUUAGGAGGGAGGCAUGGAACAUUUCUUCUCAGAAAGAAUCAAUACGGCUGAUACCCUGAUUUGGACGCCAGCCUCCCGAACUGUGAAACAAUAAAUUUCUGUUCUUUAAAGCUGUCUGCUUUGUGGUUUUUUGUUACAGCAGCACUAGGAAACUGACACAUGGUCCGUUACAGUGUACGGCUGAUUCUGUUAGACCUUACCAGUGACCACGCUUCGUUAAGUGGCACAUUGAAUCAUGGCAACAACAACAAAAAAAUGUUGUCUCUAGCUCUUAGGCACUGUGAUUUGAAAAAUGGAGCUUCAGGUUGUCUUCUCAAAGAUUUUUUUUUUUUUUUUAAAUAAUUUUUAUUGAGCUUUAAGUGAACGUUUACAGAUCAAGUUAGUCUGUCACAUACAAGCUUAUAUACACCUUACUCCACACUCCCACUUACUCUCCCCCUAAUGAGUCAGCCCUUCCAGUCUCUCCUUUCGUGACAAUUUUGCCAGCUUCCAACCCUCUCCACCCUCCCAUCUCUCCUCCAGACUGGAGAUGCCAGCACAGUCCCAAGUGUCCACCUGAUACAAGUAGCUCACUUUUCAUCAGCAUCUCUCUCCAACCCAUUGUCCAGUCCCUUCCAUGUCUGAUGAGUUGUCUUCGGGUAUGGUUCCUGUCCU
Loxodonta africana (African savanna elephant) is the source of this 2448-nucleotide messenger RNA. It is a transcript of the gene SSBP3, whose product is annotated as single stranded DNA binding protein 3. Gene Ontology annotation, biological process: positive regulation of transcription by RNA polymerase II. The coding region runs from base 121 to 1209 and encodes 362 amino acids. Lineage: Eukaryota; Metazoa; Chordata; Mammalia; Proboscidea; Elephantidae. Gene Ontology annotation, molecular function: single-stranded DNA binding; protein binding. Gene Ontology annotation, cellular component: nucleus. The transcript is spliced from 15 exons. The record is from RefSeq and is a predicted model, not a curated record.